Molecule: messenger RNA, 1554 nt
Organism: Frankliniella occidentalis (western flower thrips)
Lineage: Eukaryota; Metazoa; Arthropoda; Insecta; Thysanoptera; Thripidae
Exons: 5
Coding region: 218-1444 (408 amino acids)
Source: RefSeq, a predicted model, not a curated record
GGGGGGUAGUAAAUGGUACUUUUCGGGCGCCGUUCCCGCGAAUGCCCCUUAUCAUAGCGGUGAGCAGGCGGCGCUGAUAGCGACGUGACUCUGAUAAACGCCCCUAUGAGUCGGCGCCGCCCCCGCGCCGCCCCCGCGGCCGCAGUGUGUUUUGUGAUGGACUGUCGGCGGGUCAUCGGCGACCUCGACGGCGACCAUCCGCCCGGCCUCCACCGCCAUGAGCAGGUCCUCGUACGCCGUGUGGCGCGCGCGGCUGCGCCCGGGGCGCUGGCCCGACGCCCCGCAGGAGGAGCAGGCCUGCGCCGUGGUGGUGAGCGCGUACCGCGGGCUGAAGGACGACGUCGUCGAUGUCGGCCUCGACCUCCCGGUGUACGUCGAGGUGGACGAGGAGGCGCUCGAGGCGCGCCGCCGGAGUCGCCUCGAGGCCACCACGACGCUGUGCAUCACGCCUGAGGUGUCCGAGGUGGUCAGCGACGAGCCGCCCACGCCGCCGCCCCGGACGUCCAUCUCGGAGGCGACCGGUGAGCCCAUCCAGUGCGCCACCAGGGCGCAGAUCGGGCUGCCGGAGGCCGACGACUCACGCCUGGACACCGUGACCCCCUUGUCCGACGUGGAGCCGCCCACGCCGCCGCCCGCGAGGGAUCGCGCCGCAGAGAGGUGGCGCGACGGUCUGAACAACAAGGAGGCCAGCAGCUCCAGCAGCUCUCGGCUCUCAGCGCCAUCCUGGAGCCGACCGGACCUCGUGCUGCCGCCCCACGAGCGCUUGUCGGUGUCGCCCACGCCGACCCGUCUCGGGGCCGUCAUCCUGGAGGAGGACGAGGAGGAGGGCGGCGAGUACGGGGACGUGGUGGACGACGACGCCCUGAGCAACGCGAUCUACUCGGACGUAAUCGAGGACGAGGACCUGUACGUGUCGGUGCCCAUCGAGUGGGACGGCUCGUACGCCUCGUCCAACUCGGACGUCUGGUCGUCGGCCUCGGGGCACCGCGGCAGGAGAGAGAGAUACGACGACGACGACGGCGGCAGCCCCGAGCCCGAGGUCGCCGUCAGCCGACCACCUCGCCAGCCAGCUCAGGUGAUCGUGAUCCGCGCGAGCAGCAACUGCGUCCCGGCCACGGACUCGGAGCCCAGCUGCGGCGGCUCCCCGUCGCGGCCACCCGACGACCUCCCCGCCGAGCGGCCGGUGCCGCGCCUUUCCGUGCGCCUCCUGUGCCCGCCGUGCUGCCUGGCGGGGUUCGGGCACGUCGCCGAUCCGGCGGCUCCCAAACCGCCGCCGCCCUCGUCGCCGGGGAACCGCCUGGUGGCCGUCGCCCUCCUCCUGUUCGCCUUCCUCGUCAGCCUCCUCCUCAUCAACCUGGCCGAGCUGCAGCGGAGAGAGGCAGCAGAGAAUGCUGCCGCCACAGCGACAGACUACGUGGAUGUCACGACUGCAAUGCCACCCUGAAGGCUUUGUUUGUCCCCGUACAGCUUAGCUCGGUUUAGUUUAAGAAUGUUUAUAACAGUGUGUCCUUCAUGUAUGUUCUGCUUCUAGUCAUUAAAAAACUUAUUUAUAAA